AAUACACACCAAGUAAUAUGAAUUAAAUGUAUGAACUAAGAAUAUUACUGGAUUUGCGUUGAGAAGCACAUUGCCAGGCCAACCAUGAUCAUGCAAGCAACCAAGCCCCUCGUGCUCUUUUUUAACCCUGUCAAGUUUGCCCGGCCCUUUUAUGAGCAACUUCAAAAGGUUGCCCUUACAGAAGUGGUGACAUCUCGAAGCAGGGAAGAAUUCUUCCAGGACCUCCAGGGCAAGUACGAGGAUGUCUUCGCUAUCUACCGAACGUCAUCCAGUGGUGCUAUUGCUGGAAAGUUUGACGCAGACUUCAUCAAAGAACUCCCAUCAAGCUGCAAGUAUAUCUGCCACAAUGGCGCUGGUUACGAUCCUAUUGAUACGGACGCCUGCGCCAAGCGGGGAAUCAUAGUCACUAAUGCACCGGAUCCAGUCACCGACGCAACAGCUGACCUUGCCGUCUUCCUCCUACUCGGUGCGCUGCGCCAGCUGAAUCCUGCCAUGACCUCUUUGCGCGCUGGCACCUUCAAGACAGGGGUUAACGUCGGCAAUGAUCCGCAGGAUAAGGUCCUUGGUAUCCUAGGUAUGGGAAGGAUCGGGCGUGCCAUCAAGAAGCGGUGUGAUGCGUUUGGUCUGAAAACGGUCUAUCAUAAUCGCUCUCAACUAGCGCCGGAGCAAGCUGCCGAUGCUGAAUAUGUCUCAUUCGAGAAACUAUUGGCUGAAAGUGACAUUAUCAGUGUGAAUGUGCCACUGACUGCAAAGACCAAGCACCUUAUCGGCGCUCCAGAACUGGCGCGAAUGAAGCCUGGCGUGGUGAUUGUGAAUACUGCGCGAGGAGCUAUUAUUGAUGAAGCGGCAUUGGCCGAUGCCCUGCAGAGUGGGCAUGUUGGAGCAGCAGGUCUGGAUGUGUAUGAGAAGGAACCGGAAAUUAAUGAGAAGCUUCUCAGGCAAGAGAGAGCCAUAAUGGUCCCCCAUGUCGGCACGCAUACAGCGGAGACAUUGGGAAAAAUGGAGACGUGGGCAAUGGAGAAUGUGCGGCGGGCGAUUGUUGGGGAGUCCCUGCUAUCCCCUGUGCCAGAGCACCAGGGGCUGGCCUUGGAAGCACGGAGUGCAAUUUAGAAUGAGGAUAUAGAUUAGCCGAAAGUGGACUUACCCUGAGCUUUGUAUUCCUAAUACCAAGUAUUCCAAUCCAG
This is a messenger RNA of Aspergillus calidoustus, 1184 nucleotides long. The record is from the annotation of a GenBank genome assembly. NCBI's taxonomy places the organism in Eukaryota, Fungi, Ascomycota, Eurotiomycetes, Eurotiales, Aspergillaceae.